AUGUUCGGACCGUACUAUGGGAAAACCCCCGAAGAAGUGGAGGGUUUUCGCCAAACCAUCAUUCGAGGAAUAUACGAUGCCUACAAAAAACAAAUUCCCCAGCGUCAAGUUUUCUAUGAAGUCGACUCUAAUUUCGGAAAGUUUCUUGCGAUGUCGGUAUCCAAAGGCCUUGGUGGGCUUCGUGAUAAGGAUGGAGUUCCGUUCAAAACUCAUUCCGUGAAAUCUCUCUUCUCGGGAGAAUCGUCUAUUGCACAGAAGUGUCGAGAGAAAAUAAUGAGAGACUACACGUCUCUUCAAUUGGAGCAAAUGAAACUGGAAUUCGAGAACGGAACCGUCCAAUCAAAACUGUAUUUGGAAGCAAUCAAGGUGGCGGACAAGGAUUUCCACGACGAUUUCAAAAAGGAACAAUUCGACAUCAAAAAUGCCGAGAUCCGAGAAAAUUCCGAUGCUCUCAUCGAGAAAAUCGACAAUGCGAUUGCUCGAGUCGGAAACCGUGUCGUAGAGUUGACGGCCGGAAUCCGGCAACUCGACCUGGAUAAUGCCUCUAGUAGCGAAGAGGUUCAGAAAAAAGUAAAAGCGGAGGAAUACAAGAGGAAAAAUCUUCGCUCAAUUUUGGAAGCACUCGGAGAGAUCAAAAUCAAGUCUACCAAGUGGAUGGUAUACGAUUCAAGUCCCAACUUGGAGGAACUGGAUUUCGCCGGAUUGGUGCAAGACCAAGAGCUGCUCAACAAAUUGAACGAUAUGCUCUUGAAAAUCGGAAAGGCCACGGAGAAGUGGGACAAGCUCGUCGUCGCAGGAAACAAGACCAUCGAAGGUUACGUGACGACUGCAAAGGACUUCAUUGGAUUGUACCAAUGCCAUUAUGGAGUCCUUCAAAAAACCGUCAUGACGACGAUCAACGUGAAGAAGCUCUUCAUGAAGAAAUUUGAAAGCCGAGCCAAAACCCACGUCUUCCUGGAGAAUGUCUCCAAACAUUUGGCGGAGGUCGACGCAACGGAGGAGCGCUUCAUGGGGUUGAUGGGGUUGCUGGACCAGAUAAUGGAGAAGGCUGGAGAAUAA
Molecule: messenger RNA, 1059 nt
Organism: Caenorhabditis remanei
Lineage: Eukaryota; Metazoa; Nematoda; Chromadorea; Rhabditida; Rhabditidae
Exons: 5
Coding region: 1-1059 (352 amino acids)
Source: RefSeq, a predicted model, not a curated record